Porites evermanni is the source of this 396-nucleotide messenger RNA. NCBI's taxonomy places the organism in Eukaryota, Metazoa, Cnidaria, Anthozoa, Scleractinia, Poritidae. The record is from the annotation of a GenBank genome assembly.
GUGAGUGGCUCUAUCAAGAGCUGGGACUACGCCCAAGAGUUCUGCAAACAACAUGGAGGAGAGCUUGUGAAGAUAAAUAGCUUUGAAGAAAACGAGUUUGUACUCAAGCUUGUUAACCAAUGCCAUCAAUCUCUUAAACAGGUUUGGAUCGGACUCAGACGGCAACCCGGUAAAGCAGGGAAGUUUCUCUGGUCUGAUAACUCAAUCCCUUUCUUCAAGAAUUGGGCUCCUCAUGAACCGAAUGGAGGAGAAGGCGAACCAUGCGGCCACAUGUUCACGGGGCACAGGGACAUGAUCCGUCGCGCGUCUGGUACCUGGAAUGAUCUCCCUUGUAGGGGCUCGUCCUAUCUUCCCAAUGGUUUUGUCUGCAAGAGGCUGAACCGUCUAUGCUCUUGA